CUCGCCCACCUCGCCACCUCGCCCGCCGGUCCCACAGUUCUACUUUCAGGUGUUUUUGAAGAAAAAUUCACCAUUUGGAUGUGAGAAAGGACAUGAGGAGACCAAAGACCUGGGAUUUUGCUGAUCAGAAUGAAACAAAUGUUGAAAGACUUUUCAAAUCUAUUGUUGGUGGUGCUCUGUGACUAUGUUCUUGGAGAAGCUGAAUAUCUCCUUCUGGGGGAACCGCGCCAUGUAGCACUAAGCAACAGGACAGUGUCUGUGGAUUUCCAGUAUUUGGAUGGUGCCAAUGGGACGCUGAGGAAUGUCUCUGUCCUGCUGUUGGAGGCCAACACCAAUCAGACUGUUACCACCAAAUACCUCCUGACCAACCAGUCCCAGGGGACCCUCGAGUUUGAGUGCUUCUACUUCAAGGAGGCCGGCGACUACUGGUUCACGAUGACUCCGGAAGCCACAGACAGCAGCCCUCCCGUCCCCUGGUGGGAGAGGAGCGCCUUUCUGAAGGUGGAAUGGCCUGUCUUUCAUGUUGACCUGAACAGGACAUCCAAGGCGGCUGAAGGCACCUUCCAGGUGGGCCUUUUUACCAGUCAGCCGCUGUGCCUGUUCCCCGUGGACAAGCCCGACAUCUUGGUGGAUGUCAUCUUCACCAACAGCCUUCCAGAGGCAACAAUGAGUCAGGGCCAGCCGCUGGAGAUAAGGGCUAGCAAGAGGGCAGAACUCGCUCAAGGCCAGUGGGUUGAGUUUGGCUGUGCACCUGUGGGGCCAGAAGCCUAUGUCACUGUGGUGCUGAAGCUGCUUGGCCGAGACUCGGUCAUUACGUCCACAGGCCCCAUUGACCUGGCCCAGAAGUUUGGAUACGCACUGGUGAUGGCGCCAGAGCUCACGUGUGAGUCCGGGGUGGAAGUGAGGGUGCUGCCCCCGCCAUGCAUCUUUGUCCAGGGGGUGAUCGCUGUCUUCAAGGAAGCCCCCAGACGCCCUGGGGAAAGGACCAUUCGGCUGGCUGAAAACAGUCUGACCUUGGGAGAAAGCAGAACAGUAUUCAACUGCACUUUGUUUGACAUGGGGAGGAAUAAAUACUGCUUUGACUUUGGCGUUUCAAGCAGAACCCAGUUUUCUGCAAAGGAGAAGGAGUGCAUGCUAAUUCAGAGAAAUAUAGAAACUUGGGGACUGUGGCAGCCGUGGAGCCAGUGUAGUGCCACGUGUGGGGACGGCGUCAGAGAGCGUCGCCGCCUGUGCCUGCCCUCCUCCCCCUCCCGACCUGGCUGCCCUGGAAUGUCCUCGGAGAGCUCCCCGUGUUCCCUGGAGGACUGUGCGGCUUUCCAGCCAUCCAGUCCGUCUCCUUUCCAACCCCAGGCUCCCGUGAAGUCCAACAACAUCGUGACGGUCACUGGGAUAUCCCUGUGCUUGUUCAUCAUCGUGGCCACCGUGCUCAUCACGCUGUGGCGGAAGCUGGGCCGCGCCCCCAAGUGCAGCACCCCAGUCCGCCACAACUCCCUGCACGCGCCCGGCUGCCGGAAGAACUCGGACGAGGAGAACAUCUGCGAGCUGAGCGAGCCCUGUGGUAGCUUCUCAGAUGCGGGCGACGGGCCAGUGGGGAGCCCCGGGGGCCAGGGCAUCCCUCUGACCUACCGGCGGAGCGUGCCGGCGCCCCCCGACGACGAGACCUCGGGCAGCGAGAGCUUCCAGUCCAACGCCCAGAAGAUCAUCCCGCCCCUGUUCAGCUACCGCCUGGCCCAGCAGCAGUUGAAGGAGAUGAAGAAGAAAGGCCUGACGGAGACCACCAAGGUGUACCACGUGUCCCAGAGCCCCCUGACGGACACCGCCAUCGACGCCGCCGUCGCCGCGCCCCCGGGAGGCUCCGAGAGCCCCGAAGAAGCCGCGGCGGCCGGCAAGUUCCGCCUCAAAUCCCCGUUCCUGGAGCAGCCGCCCGCGGUCGGCGCCGGGGACAGGCCCCCCUCCCGGCUGGACCACCCGCUCUCGCCGGCCAGCUGCGCCAUCAGCCCCAGCCAGAGCCUCCUCCGCAAGUCGCAGAUGAGGAGCCACCCCCGGGGGUCCCAUUUCCGGAGGACGGCAAGUUUCCACGAGGCCAGGCAGGCCCGACCGUUCCGGGAGCGGAGCCUGUCCACGCUGACCCCCCGGCAGGCCCCCGCCUACAGCUCCAGGAGCCGGACGUGGGACCAGGCGGGAGAGCGAGUCCGGCCCCCGAGUCGAGGCGCCACCCUGUUUCCGGAGAAACGGGACCACUGUCCAGGGGCAGGUGGAAGCAGCGGCCCGUUAAGCCCUUUCCCUAAACCCCACACCCUGGGGCAGCCCAAGAGGAAACCAGACCUGGGGGAUCGCCAGGCAGCGUUCGUGGCGGGAGGUGAGAGCACGGAGCCUCACCGGCCUCGGAGGGGACCGUCCCCCAGUCACAGGAAUGUCUCAAGGAAGCGGCCUUCCUCCCCGGCCCCCAGAGAUAGCUCCCAGAGGGUCAGUGCUCUGAGCCCUUCUCAGUGUCGGAAAGACAAGUGCCAGAGUUUCCCCGCCCACCCGGAGUUCGCCUACUACGACAACACAUCCUUCGGCCUCACGGAGGCGGAGCAGGGGAUGCUGGACCUCCCGGGAUAUUCUGGGUCAAACGAAGAAGAUGAAACCACAAGUACGCUGAGUGUGGAGAAGCUGGUCAUCUAGACCGAGAUCAGCCUGAGACUUCACACAACCGGGGUCCUUUGCCCAGCUCAGGGUAUCAGCUGCUCGCAUUGUUCUGUGGACUGUUUUGUGUAACGAUUUGUACAGCAGGACAGGAUGUGGGGAGGUGGUAACUGACACCGGUGUCCGCAUGUGUUUCAAUUCGUAAGGAAGAAGUUAUUUAUCCGGAGCUUUUCCCUUCGUUAUCCUGU
Mesoplodon densirostris (Blainville's beaked whale) is the source of this 2876-nucleotide messenger RNA. It is a transcript of the gene THSD1, whose product is annotated as thrombospondin type 1 domain containing 1. The record is from RefSeq and is a predicted model, not a curated record. NCBI's taxonomy places the organism in Eukaryota, Metazoa, Chordata, Mammalia, Artiodactyla, Ziphiidae. Gene Ontology annotation, cellular component: cell periphery. The transcript is spliced from 5 exons. The coding region runs from base 130 to 2667 and encodes 845 amino acids.